Moneuplotes crassus is the source of this 1574-nucleotide messenger RNA. Lineage: Eukaryota; Ciliophora; Spirotrichea; Euplotida; Euplotidae. The record is from the annotation of a GenBank genome assembly.
AGCAAGAUGGUAAAAAUAGUCAGAAUUCUGAAGAAAGUAAAAGUUUACCUAAAAGAGGGAUUCUUAAGAAUCCCUCUAAGAUCGGGCUUGAUAAUAUCAGAAAAAGAGGGUACGAGUUUGCUGGACAAAAGCGAUCAGGUGGUAGAAAAGAUGGUGAGACAGAUCGGGAGAUCAAAGAUUAUGAAGAAGAAAAUAUAGAUUUUAGAGAUCUGGCUAUUAAGAAAUACCUUGAAAAAUACCAUAUGGAUAAAGUACCUAGGCCAGAUAUUGACCAAGGGAAGUAUGGUAAGAGAUCAGAGCUGGACUACAUCAAAGACAUUGCAUAUUUCAAUCAGGAGCUACACAUGCUAGGAGGAGACGACAUUCGUCAGAAAUCAAAAUCUCGACUUAGGAAGAAAAUUCUUGAGGAAAAAGAAUUCGAACUUAAAAUGAAUGGACCAAUGGAGUCCUCUGAAGAGCUUUAUAUUGAGAAAUCUCAAGAUAGCUUUGAGCAAAGGAGGCAUGCUAUCAGAGAAUUAAUGUGAAAACGAAAAGAGAAUCAUGUCCAGCCAGACUUUCUUCGUGAAAGUGAUGAAGAAGAAGUUUAUAAUGAGAAAAAUCCUGGAUAUAAUGAUAAAGAAUUCCAGAAAACAAUGAUGAAGAAGGGGUAUAUUUAUCUUCCUUCUAAAGAAAGAAUUAAAUUUAAAGAAAAACAGAAAGAAAAGAAAUAUCAAGAAUCUACUAUCAAUUCGACUCAAAAGUCUGGUGUUAAAGAAGUGGAGCAGAAAGAUUCUCAAACUGUAUCCUUACAAAGCAAUAAAAUACCUGAUAAAGGAACUGAUAUUGAUCCCAUUAAGGAGACACGAAAGAAAGCGUCAAUGCCUUUCUGGAAAUAUAAGAAAGAAGUCCUUGAACGGAAAAAGACAGAUAAGAAGUUGAAAAAGAUGAAGAAAAAGGAGCAAACCAAGGUAAAGAACAGGUCUGAAAGAACUAUUCCUGGAAAGAACAGUCACCAGUUUUCAAAAAAGAAAGAUGUAGAGAGAAUAGAAAUAGGGCAAAGUAGCAAAAUUAAUAAAAGGAAUGACUCUCAGAAAAUAAAUGUUGGAGUUCAUAACAAUGAAACAAUAAAUACUGAUCAGGUAUUUUCUCACCAUAAUCUUCAGAUGCUUUCUAUGUCACAAAAGAAGAAACCAAAUAAGGAUUCAGUAGAUUCAAUAUCAAUCAAUCAACUUUUGAAAGAUUCAAAACCCGAUCCAUCAAAAGUCCCUGCUCAUCGAUUUUCCCAAUCAAAUUCGAAAGAAAGGAAGAAAAUUCAGAUAUUAGCUAAAAGCAAAGCUAAAAAGGCUGAUAUUCAGAACAUCAAUAUUCCCUCUACAAAAAGAAUCCCUAAUACAGAAAAGAUGCCUGCUAAUAAAGAAACUCGUUUACAAGUUCCAAACAUAAAAGUAGCCCGGCUUUCUGACUGCUCUCCCAAAGCCAACAGCCCAAACCCAAAAGACUUCAAUUCUCACUCAAACUACGUCCCCAAACCCCGCAAGCACGAUCUCUCUAACUCCUCUGGGGAUUCUUCUUACUAACAAAAUCUGUUUUUGUAC